AUGUCAGAAAUGGAAAUUUCUCGCGGUGUCCGCAUCGCUCUCGAGGGCUGUGGCCACGGCAAACUACAUGACAUCUACGCAAAAGUCACCGAGGGUGCAAAAGCCAAGGGGUGGGACGGCGUGGAUCUCGUCAUAAUUGGAGGUGAUUUCCAAUCAGUACGAAACGCCAAUGACCUCAAUGGGAUGUCUGUUCCUAUCAAAUACCGUGAGAUCGGGGACUUUCACGAGUAUUACAGUGGAAAGGCUACUGCCCCUUAUCUUACUAUCUUCGUCGGAGGGAACCAUGAAGCUAGUAAUUACCUGUUCGAACUUUACUAUGGUGGCUGGGUCGCUCCGAAUAUUUACUACAUGGGUGCUUCCAACGUUCUUCGCUUUGGACCCUUACGAAUUGCAGGCCUUUCUGGUAUCUGGAAAGGCUAUGAUUAUAACAGGCCCCAUUUUGAGAGAUUGCCUUACAACGAAGAUGACGUGAAAUCCAUCUAUCACGUUCGGGAGCUGGAUGUUCGCAAGUUGAUGCAGAUUCGCACGCAGGUUGACGUGGGCUUGUCUCAUGACUGGCCUAGAGGUGUUGAGUUAAAUGGGAACUACCAUCAUCUUUUCCGAAUCAAGCCAUUCUUUCGAGAGGAUUCGAAUGCUGGGACCUUGGGGAGCACCGCAGCUAAACAUGUAUUGGAUAGAUUGCGCCCACCUCACUGGUUCUCAGCGCAUCUCCACGUUAGAUACAACGCUUUGAUAUCUCACGGUGACUAUCAGCAUCCUCGGGCACAAUAUGUGGCAAGUCAGCGUAAGCAGCCGUUUGCUCAUGGCAUGGAUGGAACAUCCGAUACCGUUGAUGCUCCGCCUACGACGAAUUCUAACCAAGUCCCUGGGCGACAACAAAACACUCUUAACAAUGUUAUCCAGGCUUGGAACAAUUUUGGAAAAGUUGCAGCUCAACAGGAAGUUGAAGAUCAAGCAAAAUUUCUACGUCAACAAGCUGAGUGGGACCCGAACCGCUCGCUCAAUGUGCAGAAUAUUCCUGCAACCUUCAAACAGAUUAUGCCAGAUGAUUAUCAAAGGAAAAUUGUCACAGUGGAAGGACCCCCUGCCGAUCAAGGAAAUGGCGUUGUCAAAAACAGCGCUGAGAUCGAUUUGGAUUUGGAUUCCGAAGAAGAGACUUCAGGAAAGAACAAUGAGGACAACCGCAUGGAGGUCGAUUCCAAGCCGAACACGGAAAUUACAAGUGAACCAAAGAUUGAACCAGAGAGUGUUCCACAGGAAGAAAACCAACAAGAGACUGCAAUCCACGAUGAAUCGAAUCCAGAGGCGAUACCUGAAGCUCUUCGCGAACAGCUACCCGAUGCCUUCAAGCGCCCAACUCAUGAAACCCCCGUUUAUGGUCCUCUUCCUGUAGGAAUCUCAAACAAACAUACUAACUUCCUGGCUUUGGGCAAAUGCCAGAAUGGGAGUGCCUGUCAUGAAUAUCUUGAAUUAAUGGAACUAUUCCCCAUUUCGGGUGAAGACGAAAUGCAACCACCUUUCAGUCUUCAGUACGACAAGGAAUGGCUUGCGAUCACUCGUGUGUUUGCGAAUUCGCUGGAACUCGGCAAUCUUAGAGCACAUUUCCCAGCUGACUUGGGAGAUGAGAAAUACAAGGAACAAAUUGAAAAGGAAGAGGCUUGGGUACAGGAACAUGUCGUUGAGAAGGAAAAGCUGACUAUUCCCCACAACUUUGAGAUUACGGCACCUGUUUACGAUCCCAGCGUACCUAUCCACACUAAGGAUAUGCCGCCUGAGUACAACAACCCACAGACUGCUGCGUUCUGUGAUCUGGUGGGAAUUGACAACAAGUUUCACCUUACUCCAGAGGAGCGUGAGCGACGCACGCUCGACGGGCCUCGUCCGAGCCGCGGAGGUCACUCGCAUUGGCAAUCGCGUCGUGGACGACACAAUGUUGGAGGUCGGGGUGGAGGUGGCCGCGGUCGCGGACGUGGAGGCCGUGGACGAGCUUACUAUUAA
Messenger RNA from Talaromyces stipitatus ATCC 10500, 1998 nucleotides. Its product is annotated as RNA lariat debranching enzyme, putative. The transcript is spliced from 3 exons. NCBI's taxonomy places the organism in Eukaryota, Fungi, Ascomycota, Eurotiomycetes, Eurotiales, Trichocomaceae. The record is from RefSeq and is a predicted model, not a curated record. Gene Ontology annotation, biological process: mRNA splicing, via spliceosome. Bases 1 to 1998 code for a protein of 665 amino acids. Gene Ontology annotation, cellular component: nucleus. Gene Ontology annotation, molecular function: RNA lariat debranching enzyme activity.